AUGAAUGUGCAAGAGUGGACAGUUAAAGAGGCGUAUUAUCCCUCAAAAUGUAGUUUGGGCGAAGGCCCCUACUAUAGCCCGGAAAGGCAUGAGCUUCGUUACAUGGAUAUCAACAAUAACAAGUUGUACGUCAUUGACCUGGCCAAGGGUCCAGAUACGGUCAGAAUCAUCGACACAAAGCAGCCCAUUGGAGUGACGGCCAACAUUGAAGGGGUCGACUCUUCGGAGGUUAUCUUAGCUGGCGCAAAGGAUGGAGUUACCAAGUUCAACCUGAAGACCGGAGAGCAUGAAUAUGUGGCAAAGUAUUGGAGCGGACCUAAUGCUGAGGACAAAACCAGGAGGAUGCGGUCGAAUGACGGCGCCGUUGACACUGAAGGCCGGUUUUGGGUUGAAGCGUUUGUCGACCCCGAGAUAGCUGAGCCGACCGAGGAAGGUGUUCUCUUCCGACUCGACCACGAUGGGGUUCUGCGCACAGUACACGAGAACAUGACCAUUCCAAACGGCAUCACUUGGAAUGCGGACAACAACAAGAUGUUUCUCACCGAUUCUCCGCCCCAGAACGUCUACGUGUUUGACUAUGACCCCAAGACAGGAGAUAUUUCCAACAAGAAGGUCUUCUUCCAUCUCGACGAGGAAGGCGUGCAUCCCGACGGCCACGCUAUGGAUGUCAAUGGUAACAUCUGGCAUGCCUGCUACGGUGGCUCUAAGGUGAUUCGAAUCUCCCCUCAAGGAGUGGUGACGGGAAUAAUCCACUUACCGACACGCAAUAUCACCUGUCCAACAUUCGCCGGCACCGAGUUGUUCAUCACCAGUGCAAAGGAGUCGGAACCCGACAAGUACCCUGAGUCGGCCAAAUUCGCAGGGAAUCUGUUCAGGGUGGAUGUCGGGAUCCAGGGCAUGCCGAAGUACCGGGCUCGCUUGAAGCAAUAG
Molecule: messenger RNA, 930 nt
Organism: Exophiala dermatitidis NIH/UT8656
Lineage: Eukaryota; Fungi; Ascomycota; Eurotiomycetes; Chaetothyriales; Herpotrichiellaceae
Product: gluconolactonase
Exons: 4
Coding region: 1-930 (309 amino acids)
Biological process (GO): L-ascorbic acid biosynthetic process
Molecular function (GO): calcium ion binding; gluconolactonase activity
Source: RefSeq, a predicted model, not a curated record